UAAUGGACAGCUCCCCGGAUGCGGCUGUGAUUGACUAUACCAGGCAAAAAGAGAUCGAAAGCCAAGUGGCGGUGCUGCAGCCCCAGUGGUCGUAGGCAGGAUGCAGACCAUAAAGUGUGUGGUGGUGGGUGAUGGGGCAGUGGGUAAAACCUGCCUACUCAUCUCAUACACCACCAACGCUUUCCCUGAAGAAUACAUUCCCACAGUGUUUGACAAUUACAGCGCUCAGAUGAGCGUGGAUGGCCGCACUGUCAGCCUCAACUUGUGGGACACAGCAGGCCAGGAGGAGUACGACCGCCUGCGCACUCUCUCCUAUCCCCAGACCAACGUCUUCAUCAUAUGCUUUUCCAUCGGCAGCCCUUCCUCCCACGCCAACGUCCGGCACAAGUGGCAUCCUGAGGUGUCUCACCACUGCCCCAAUGUGCCCAUCCUUCUGGUGGGCACCAAGAGGGACCUGAGGGGCGAUGCAGAAACAGUGAAGAAGCUGAAGGAGCAAGGCCUGGCUCCAACCACCCAGCAGCAGGGCAAUGCCCUUGCCAAGCAAAUUGGGGCUGUUAAAUACAUGGAGUGUUCAGCUCUACUGCAGGAAGGUGUGAGGGAGGUGUUUGCUGAAGCUGUGAGGGCAGUGUUGUACCCAGUCACGAAAAAGAACACCAAGAAGUGUGUGCUGUUGUAAUAAAUGGUUCCCAAAUGUGGACUGUGGAGGGGGAUCAUGGGGGAUCCACAGAUGCAAAGAGAGGCUGAGGAAUGAAAGUCGUCAUCUGGCUGCCUCCACGCCACCUCCAGCAGUUAAGACUUCGUUUUCAGCUCUUCUGCUACUCCUCUCUUCCUUAUUCAUCUCCUGGAGGAUUUCACCACCGUUGUCAUCAUCACCAAAGUGACUAUGCCAAAAUGAAGGCAACAGACCGGAUCUCCUCUAUUUUUCUUACAUUUUAACUUUUGAUAUUUACACUUUCUUCCAAUUUUACAUCUGUUCUAGAUUUAUAGCUUCUCUGCUUUGCCUUACAAAAUGCUGAUCAUGGUUGUCACAAGCCAUAACAACAUCCAAACCAACCAACCAAGCUACCCUGUUUGACUGGAGAGAAGAGAUCUACCUUUGUUCAGGUGGAGAAAUAGUGACUACCUCAUACUUCUCACCUAGGUUGCAUCUCAUGAGUCUCAAGCAACUUAACCAUUAUGAAUGCUUCGACUUGCCUAUUUAGAUGUAAUAAACAACCAAUUAGAGGGUGAGCAAGUUUUAAUUUCAAGCAGCUUGAGUCCAGACAAGGUGUGAUGACUCCCGGACAAAUGCCAGUUCCCCCUUACCAGUAUGCACAGAUUAGAGUUUCAGCUGUAGCGCUGCAGUUCCACUUGUGCUCAGUCUGGCAUGUUAGAGCUGUCGGGGAGGCUGUCCUUCGAGCCCCUCUCACUGCUCUCUCGUUGCCACGCAUGGAAGAGCCAGUAGGCCUUUGAAGAUAAGCUGGACCCAUUAAAAGCAGCCGACCAUUUGCCCUCUUCAGUACUAGAGGAGCAGGUGUAGUAAGGCCUUGGCCAAAUUAACCCAUGCUGGUACUGGAUUUCCCAAGCGGACGGUCAGAAAGUCAGGUUGUAACACAGCUCUCCUCUGUCAACGUCUUAUUCUUGAGACUCACACCGAGUGCCAUUAAAACAUGCCUAAGAAUGACCUUUUUUGACAGGGUGGGGGUCACAGAGACUGUAUUUUGUCUAAUUAUGUUGAAUUUACUCUGUAAAUUUAAUCCUCAAAUGUUCUUUAACCUACGAGUGUGGUUAUGGCCAAAGUUGAAUAUAUUUUUUGUAAUAGCCUAUGUUUAUUUGAUCAGUAAGAUGUUUGUGUGUUGUAGUCAGAUUUGUUAAAUCAGAACUCCAUAACGACCCUUUGUCAAUUGCGUUAUUGCCUUACAUUUAAGGUCAGCAGACUAUGACCACUGCAUAAUUGAUUCAGUGUAGCAUAUAAUACCAGAAUGUUUUAACUGGCUUGUGCUAGGCUAUAUAUUUCUUUUCCUGUAUUGUCUGAUUUAGUUGAAUAUAAUUUCAUUUUGGAUGGAGCAGUGUCGUAGCAGCCUUGUCAAUUUUUCUACCAUGUAACAGCAGUGUAUCUACAACAUGAUAGGAGCCUUUUAUUUGGUCAGGUGCCUUAUUCAAACCAAAGACCACAGCAGCGCUCCUAUUUCAAACCCAAAGGUUCUCAUUGUAGUGCCACGAGACCUUUCAAAUACAGGUCCAACCAACUCUGGGUUUAAUUUUUUUGUAAAUUUUCAGAAGCUUUCUGCCCUAGUUCCUGCCAGUAAACACACCCGAUCUUGCAGCCCUCUUUUAUAAGACACAGGUGCUAAACUGACAUCUCGCUCAGCAAGUCUGUAUGCAUUUGUGAAACGAGCACUCGCGGCCCACAGCUCUUAACAGAUUGUGGUUUACAUCCCUGCAUUGCAUGGUGCAGCGAGAGCACAGACACAAACACAACUCACACAUAAAACGUUAGCAAGAGCUGUGUAGGUGGAACGUGCCUUGUCACCUCCUGAGAGUUUUUAUACAUUUUAUAAAAAUAUUUUUUUAGUAAUGACUGGUGGUGGCUUAUUUGUGCUUACAGCUGCCAGUAAUAACACCAGCCGUUUUACUAUAAUUAUCCUCAUUUAUUAAUUCGAGCGGCUAUAUAGCGAGUCAGCCUAGAUUGUGGCCUUUGUUAAGUCUACAUUGACUGAAGUGGAACUCGAGUCAGAGGUUUUAUGUAACAACAGCAAUGCGGUCUGCCAAAAAAUGUGUGAAAAUUUCCCAGAUAGUCAUGUCAAACUGUCAACUGGUGAGCUUUUUUUUUUUCUUUUUUUUUUUUUGGCCAUGUCCUAAUUUCAUUCAGAUAACGCUGUUGAAGUGGAACAUACACCUGUGGGCUCUCUUCGUCUGUGUCCCGGAGCUGUAUGCUACCGUGUGCGUGGUACUACGCUUUUACACUGGGAACUUGAUUUGUAGAAAUCUGUUUGUAAUUGUUUUAUAUAUAACAAAAGCAUAUUUGUAUAAAUGAACUAACAGUGAGAUGAUUUUAAAUUAUGCCAAAUAAAAUGGUGGUUAAAGCCGA
This is a messenger RNA of Scomber scombrus (Atlantic mackerel), 3070 nucleotides long. RefSeq names its product ras homolog gene family, member Gd (gene rhogd). Gene Ontology annotation, cellular component: cytoskeleton; plasma membrane; cytoplasmic vesicle. Gene Ontology annotation, molecular function: protein kinase binding; GTPase activity; GTP binding. The coding region runs from base 101 to 676 and encodes 191 amino acids. Gene Ontology annotation, biological process: small GTPase-mediated signal transduction; regulation of actin cytoskeleton organization; establishment or maintenance of cell polarity. The transcript is spliced from 2 exons. The record is from RefSeq and is a predicted model, not a curated record. NCBI's taxonomy places the organism in Eukaryota, Metazoa, Chordata, Actinopteri, Scombriformes, Scombridae.